Messenger RNA from Diversispora eburnea, 510 nucleotides. Lineage: Eukaryota; Fungi; Glomeromycota; Glomeromycetes; Diversisporales; Diversisporaceae. The record is from the annotation of a GenBank genome assembly.
AUGAUUCUAGUUGGUAAAUCGGGAGUUGCAGACAAAUUGGGAGCUGAAAUAAUUUUUGAAGACAAAUUUGGAGUUGCAGACAAAUUGGGAGCUGAAAUAAUUUUUGAAGGCAAAUUGGGAGUUGCAGACAAAUUGGGAGCUGAAAUAAUUUUUGAAGGCAAAUUGGGAGUUGGUCUGGUUCUUGAAGACAAAUUGGCAGUUGAAGUCAAAUUGGCAGUUGAAGUCAAAUUGGGAGUUGAAAUUAAAUUGGGAGUUGAAGUUAAAUCGGGAGUUGAGGUCAAAUUGGGAAUUGAAACCAAACCGGGAGGUGAAAUGGUUCUUGAAGGCAAUUUGAGUGUUGGAGACAAAUUGGAAGCUGGAAUUGCUCUUGAAGGCAAAUUGGGAGUUGAAGUCAAAUUGGGAGGUGAAAUAGUUCUUGAAGGUAAAUUGGGUCUUGACGAAGAAUUUUCUCAAGCCGGUUUUGAAUCAUUAUUUUCAUACGAUAAAAAUUUGACAUUUGACGAAUUCUGA